Messenger RNA from Ostreococcus tauri, 444 nucleotides. RefSeq names its product DnaJ domain. The record is from RefSeq and is a predicted model, not a curated record. Lineage: Eukaryota; Viridiplantae; Chlorophyta; Mamiellophyceae; Mamiellales; Bathycoccaceae. The coding region runs from base 1 to 444 and encodes 147 amino acids. The transcript has a single exon.
AUGGCCGCGCGCGCGGGCGAGGCGCCGCCGAGGACGCGGGCGGACGCCGCGCGCGUGCUCGGACUCUCCGACGCCCCGGGUGUUGCGCUCACGGCGCGCGUCGUGCGAGAGGCGGCGAGACGGCGGGCGAUGGAAGCGCACCCGGACCGAGCGACCGGGUCGCGCGCGCGGUUCGCGAGCGUCAUGCGGGCGCGGGAGAUCUUGUUAGGGAGCGAGACGGGGGCGAGGGCGUCGACGGGGGUCGGCUGGGCGGAGAGCGCGGCGCGGCGAAGGGCGGAGAACGCGCUGCCGAAACACUUUCGCGCCUUCUUCGUCGCCACGGGGAUGGUGCUCCUCGGUGUGGGCACGUUCGUUCGACCGGGAGCGGAGUCGAGGAAGGCGAAGAGGAGUCCCAUGGUGCGGGGGGCGCUGGGUUUGCCUCCGGAGCGCGAGUCAGAGGGAUGA